This is a messenger RNA of Abrus precatorius (Indian licorice), 1872 nucleotides long. RefSeq names its product protein S-acyltransferase 8-like. Bases 305 to 1588 code for a protein of 427 amino acids. The transcript is spliced from 5 exons. Gene Ontology annotation, cellular component: endoplasmic reticulum; Golgi apparatus. NCBI's taxonomy places the organism in Eukaryota, Viridiplantae, Streptophyta, Magnoliopsida, Fabales, Fabaceae. Gene Ontology annotation, biological process: protein targeting to membrane; peptidyl-L-cysteine S-palmitoylation. Gene Ontology annotation, molecular function: protein-cysteine S-palmitoyltransferase activity. The record is from RefSeq and is a predicted model, not a curated record.
UCAUCUUUUGCUUUCGCUACAAAGAUUUUUCUUUUGGUUUUCCCCAAAACAUUCCUCAGCGCAAAUCCAAAAUUCCAAACUCCAAAACCGCCAUCUCUGGGAUCACCCCCCCUUCUUUUUCUCUCUCUUCUUUUUCUUUUGUGUGAAGCUUUUCCAUCACAUUCCAGACAAGGCCCACAAUUUUUGACCCUCAAUCCAACACUCUCUGAUUCACUGCAGCGUCAAUGAGAGUGAGAUGAACACUUGCCACUUCACCCUCUCACACUCUUUCCCUGCCUAGCGUGUCUACCUGGACUCUUCAUUCAUGGCUCCAAAGCGCGUCUACCAAGUUUGGAAAGGAAGUAAUAAAUUCAUAUUUGGAGGGAGGUUGAUAUUUGGUCCUGACGCUAGGUCCCUGUUUGUCACCUUGUUGCUGAUUAUUGUUCCAGUUAUAAUCUUCUGUGCAUUUGUAGCAAGGCAUCUUCGGCAUCAAUUUUCUUCUUAUAACUCAGGAUAUGCUAUUUUAGCAGUGGCAAUUCUCUUUACUAUCAAUGUCCUGGUACUUCUCUUUCUUACUUCCUCACGUGAUCCGGGCAUCAUUCCAAGGAAUUUGCAUCCACCAGAAGAAGAGUUUCGUUAUGAUUCUUCAGUUUCUGCUGAUGCUGGGGGAGCUGGACGACAAACGCCAAGCCUUCAGUUUCCUCGAACAAAAGAAGUUAUGGUCAAUGGCCUCAAUGUGAAGGUGAAAUAUUGUGAGACUUGUAUGCUGUACCGUCCUCCUCGCUGCUCACAUUGCUCCAUUUGCAACAACUGUGUUGAGCGUUUUGAUCACCAUUGCCCUUGGGUGGGUCAAUGCAUUGGUCUGAGGAACUACCGUUACUUCUUUAUGUUCGUUUCUUCAGCAACUAUGCUGUGCAUCUACGUGUUUUCCCUCUCAGCUUUUUACAUCAAGGUUCUGAUGGAUAAUUAUGAUGGAACAGUUUGGAAGGCAAUGAAAGAAUCCCCUUCAUCUGUGAUACUAAUGGCUUAUUGUUUCAUCUCUCUGUGGUUUGUCGGUGGACUAACUGGUUUUCAUUUGUACCUUAUAGGCACAAACCAGACUACCUAUGAAAACUUCCGGUACAGGGCUGAUGGCAGGAUCAAUGUUUUCAAUCGAGGUUGUUUAAAUAAUUUUCUGGAAGUGUUUUGCACGAAAGUAAAGCCCUCAAGGAACAAUUUCAGGGCUUUUGUUCAAGAGGAGGCACCAAGGCCAAUGGCUUCAGUCAUUACCCGGGAACGAGAACCAGAUGACAUGGGUGGAGGAGAUCGCCGCCCCAAGGUUGAAGAUGAUCUAGACAUUGGUGAAGACCUGUUGAAGAUAUCACAGCGUAGGAACAUCGAAGAACUUGAAGAGGACAUUCGGGGCAGAGGCAGCAAUGGACCACCCCAUAAUCCAUCUGAACCAGACUCAAUUUUGUCCUCAGAUCAUCGAGCUCCGACAAUUCGAUCCGACGCAAGGCACUCAAGUUGGGAAAGGAGUGGAAGCUGGGAAAUCGCACAAGAGGUCCUUGCCAAUUCGAAUGUGACUGAAAGCAGAAACUACGUUACUUCAAAGGAAAUGCGGCUAUGAGGGGUGUGGUUUGUCCCUAUGAUAAUUUUAUGGCAUCAACCAUAUAUGAUGUGGGAUUACUUGGAUCCUAAAGGUGGAAAAAGAAAUGGAAAUGGGAGCUGAAUUGGUUGGAACUUUUGGUAUAAAAACUUAGCUUACCUUUUUGUGGUAAUCCUAGUUCUUUGGGAAGGCAUAGAAAUGUGUGUUUGUAAUUUGUUUGAGAAACCAAGUGUCUUUUCUUUCUUUCAUUUUUUAACAGUCCAAUAUAUGGAUAUCAUCUUUACUUGGCUUUAUUCUUUGUGUAA